Molecule: messenger RNA, 6212 nt
Organism: Chilo suppressalis (striped riceborer)
Lineage: Eukaryota; Metazoa; Arthropoda; Insecta; Lepidoptera; Crambidae
Source: the annotation of a GenBank genome assembly
CUCGACUAUUUCCAGAUUUUUGAAGAUUCUAGCCGCGGCCGUAUAAAAGUCUUAGGAACAUUUUUUUUUUAAAACUAAUCCUUUAAGGUAAGGUAUAAUCUUCAAAAUUUGAAUAAAGCCGAAUUUUUCGCCGUUUCAUCGAUUUUUGAGGUCUUUUCGAUUUUUCAAACUUGGAGGUCAAAAAUUUAGAUUUUUCGUUGGGCCAUCAUUUCAAGCUGGUCUAUAAAAAAUCAAAACUACCAAUUUGACGCAAAUUAGUCCAAUUUCAUAUUAAUUGUACCCAUUUUUUAAAGUAUCAUAAUAUUCGCCCUCAGAUCCUGGACAUGGUGUUAGCUCUGCGCGUGAACUCGCUCAACUGCGUUGGGUUCUGCUACGACAGUAGCGGCGCGGCCGUGUCGGGCGCGGCUGCGGUGCGGCUGCGGCCGUUAUGUUCCCCGCUGCUGCUGUGCGAGCCGCUCGCCACCCGCUCGCAGCCCGCGCCGGCCCAGCGCGACCUGCCGCCGGGCGCGUGCGUGGUGAACGGAGGGCGGGCAGCGCGCGCGCUGGUGACGGCGCUGACGCACGAGCGCAGCUGGGCGGUGCUGGCCCGCCUGCUGACCGCGCUGCCCCCGCUGCUGGGGGCGCGCGGCCUGGCCACCGGCCGCCGCCCGCACGACCUCGACCUGCUGGCCGCCACGCUCGCCACCAUGGUGCGUACCGCGCACGAGCGCAGCUGGGCGGUGCUGGCCCGCCUGCUGACCGCGCUGCCCCCGCUGCUGGGGGCGCGCGGCCUGGCCACCGGCCGCCGCCCGCACGACCUCGACCUGCUGGCCGCCACGCUCGCCACCAUGGUGCGUACCGCGCACGAGCGCAGCUGGGCGGUGCUGGCCCGCCUGCUGACCGCGCUGCCCCCGCUGCUGGGGGCGCGCGGCCUGGCCACCGGCCGCCGCCCGCACGACCUCGACCUGCUGGCCGCCACGCUCGCCACCAUGGUGCGUACCGCGCACGAGCGCAGCUGGGCGGUGCUGGCCCGCCUGCUGACCGCGCUGCCCCCGCUGCUGGGGGCGCGCGGCCUGGCCACCGGCCGCCGCCCGCACGACCUCGACCUGCUGGCCGCCACGCUCGCCACCAUGGUGCGUACCGCGCACGAGCGCAGCUGGGCGGUGCUGGCCCGCCUGCUGACCGCGCUGCCCCCGCUGCUGGGGGCGCGCGGCCUGGCCACCGGCCGCCGCCCGCACGACCUCGACCUGCUGGCCGCCACGCUCGCCACCAUGGUGACGGACCGCACGCUGUACUACACGGAGGCGCGGGGCAGCUCCCUGGGCGGCGCGGGCGGCGCGGGCGGGGCGGGCAACACGCGCCCGCCCCUCUCCGAGUUCCACGGACACGUGCUGCCCGCCCUGUGUGCCCUCGCGCCCUACCACCCCUCCCUCGAGCCCGCCACGCAGCAGCGGAUCGUGCGCUGCCUGCUCCGGCACGGCAUGGUGCUCCGCACCCCACAACCGUACAUUAACGCGCUGACCAUCUUCACGCUGGAGAUGCGCGAGACGAUGGUGCGGAUGCUGCCCGAGGUGCUGCUCGACCUCUCCAAGAUCUCCGACACCCAGGCCAUCGCCAGCCCCAUGCUCGAGUUCCUGUCCACCCUGACGCGUCUGCCGAUGGUGUUCGCGUCGUUCGUGGAGGACCAGUACAUGUCGGUGUUCGCGAUCCUGCUGCCGUACACCAACCCGUCGCGCUACAACCACUACGUGGUGUCGCUGGCGCACCACGUCAUCGCGGCCUGGUUCCUCAAGUGCCGCCUCUCCUACCGACGCAACUUCGUGCGGUUCAUCAUCCACGUCAGUAUUGAUCAUCAUCAUCAUCAGUACAUGUCGGUGUUCGCGAUCCUGCUGCCGUACACCAACCCGUCGCGCUACAACCACUACGUGGUGUCGCUGGCGCACCACGUCAUCGCGGCCUGGUUCCUCAAGUGCCGCCUCUCCUACCGACGCAACUUCGUGCGGUUCAUCAUCCACGUCAGUAUUGAUCAUCAUCAUCAUCAGUACAUGUCGGUGUUCGCGAUCCUGCUGCCGUACACCAACCCGUCGCGCUACAACCACUACGUGGUGUCGCUGGCGCACCACGUCAUCGCGGCCUGGUUCCUCAAGUGCCGCCUCUCCUACCGACGCAACUUCGUGCGGUUCAUCAUCCACGUCAGUAUUGAUCAUCAUCAUCAUCAGUACAUGUCGGUGUUCGCGAUCCUGCUGCCGUACACCAACCCGUCGCGCUACAACCACUACGUGGUGUCGCUGGCGCACCACGUCAUCGCGGCCUGGUUCCUCAAGUGCCGCCUCUCCUACCGACGCAACUUCGUGCGGUUCAUCAUCCACGGCCUCCACAACUACAUAAUCCUGCCGUUCGAGGAGCAGCUGCAGUACAAGUCGAACUACUUCCACGCCGCCUCCAGCAGCACCGCCGCUAACGAGGACUCCUCCAACCGACAGCGCAGCUCCAGUCUGGGUUCCAAAGCAGUAUCGCGAGUACCGAUGGGGCGGCAGUCGGCAGGGAGCAGUUCGGCGUCAGCGUCGGCAGCAUUCCACGUCGAGCUCACCGAGACCUGCGUGGAUCUGCUCGCGCGAUACUCUACCACCCCCGCCAGCGUCAAGCCGCAGAGGACUGAUCUGGCCGAGUUCCUGUUCACGGGCGGGCAGUCGAUGACGUGGCUGGUGGGGCACAAGCUCAUCACCAUCACCACCUCCGGCUGUCUGCAGAACUCCAUCAAGCAGGGGCUCUGCGACAGAUGCGCAGUGUUAUGCCGGCAACACGCUGACAGCGUGGCGGCUGCCUACCACGACAGCGAGGCCUCCACCUCGGGCGUGCAGGUGAGCGUGAGUGAGGACAGCGUCGCGGACAGCAGUCAGGCGUCCUCCGCCACGCCAGAGGUCCGACGACAAAACUCAUCAGAGAACAGUAAAGCGAGCGACCCGCUCACGGACGCGAUCAACCAGUUCACGCAGAGGUUCGACAGGAUCUCUAAAGAAGUUGACGGCGAGGAGGCGGGCUGGUCGCGCGUGGGCGCGCUGUCGGCGGCGGGGCAGUGUCCGUGCUGGUGCGGGCGCUGGGCCGAGGUGCUGGUGCGCGCGCCCACCGGGGACGCCGCCUUCACGCUGCGCGCCCAGCACCGCCCCGCCCUCGACCACGACCUCGCGCUGGCUGACCUCGCCGCCCUGCUGGCGCCCGACCGAGCCCCGCGCGGUCCCGGUCCCGAGGAGGAGGUGCGGUCCCGCAGCGGGUCCGCGUCGUCCGCGCCCCCCGCGCCGCCCGACCUGCACAAGUCCAGUUCCGACACAGUUGUGGCGAGCGAGAAGAAACCUCCACACGCGGCGACACACUGCAUAGUACCGCCGCAACCUCACAGAUCGAGCACGCAGCCCAUCAACAUCCCGGCGUCGCCGCAGCGACACGCCGCCAGCGCCGCGCUAGAAGAUGACAUGCUGCUCAUCGUGCCGGAGGGCAAGUCCCGUCACCCGGUGCGUCGCUCCAACUCGUCUCCGGAGAUGUCGUCGUCGUGGAAGACGGAGCCCCCGCCCCUCCCCAACCCCCACCCCCACCCCCACCCCCACCCCCAGCCCCUCCCCCUCCCGGCGGGGGCCGGCAACGCAGCGCCCGCCACCAACGUCGCCGCGCCGCCCCGCGACAUGAUCCACCUGCCCGGCACCGAACCCGCGAGUGCAUCAGCAUGCAUGCACGCGACAAAGAAGGCAGCUAAGAAGAGUGACAUGCGAGUAUCAUGCGAAGCGAUCCCGGAAGAAAUGUGCGGGACCUCCCCGCUCUCCCACCCACACCUCGUCACCUACAACUCCGACCCCGGCACCGUCGACGCGGAGGACGCCGCGGCCGACCAGGCGGCCGUACACCACCAGCUGCAAAAGACGGCGAGCGACAGCACUGUGACGAGCGGCGCUCACAGGCCGCCCUUACCGCGCUCGCCCGCCGUCCUGCAGGGGCCGGGGCUGGCUGCGGGGCCCGCGUGGCCCGCGUGGCCCCCCGGCCCCAGGGUGGGGGCGGGGCCCGCGGGGGAGAGGGACGACCUGCCGCCGCUGUCGCGCUCCAAGCGCAGCCACACCAUCUCCGUCAUGAGCCCCACCAGGAGGCACAGAGAGAAUCUCGGUCCCCGGAGCGCCGCGUCGUCCAACGUGUCGGGGACAGCGGGAAGCAGUACAUCCAGUAGUGGGGGCGGGGGUGGGGCCAGCAACCCCCUGGGGGGCGGCGCGUCGGGGGGAGGGGGAGGAGGGGGACUCACGCCCGCCUUCAUAUUCCUGCAGCUCUACCACAAUAUGAGCACGCAUCCCGUCAGCCCGCCCGUGCCAGGCGAGGCGCCGACAGCUCUGAACCCACUGGCGGAGCGGCCGCUGCGGGUGACCGGCGUGCAACACGAACGGACCAUCAAGAACCUCGACCUCGUGCCCCCGCUCGAGACAUACAAGGUGGGCGUCCUAUACGUGGGCCCCGGCCAGCAAGACAACGAAGUGUUAAUUCUGAAGAACGAGUACGGCAGCGUGAGGUACUCGGAGUUCCUGUCGGCGCUGGGCAGCCUGGUGCCUCUGGACGGGGAGGAGCAUCCCCAUCUGUUCCUCAACCUGGAGAAGGGCGGCAAGGACGGCGCCUACACAUACGUGUGGCACGAUGACGUCAUGCAGGUAUUGUUCCACGUGGCGACGGCGAUGCCUUCGUCGGCCAAGGACCCCACGUGCAACGAGAAGCGCAAGUACAUCGGCAACGACUACGUGUCUAUCGUCUACAACGAUUCGGGAGCUGAUUUCAACAUUCACACCAUCAAGGGUCAGUUCAACUUCUGCAUCGUGGUGGUGGAGCCGUACGAGCACGGCCUGAACCGCGUGUUCAUCAAGAGCAAGGACGAGCGGCUCCGGGGCAAGUUCCUGGCGCACCUCGACACGCAGGUCGUGGGCGACGGGGUGGUGGCGCUGCUGGCGCGACAACUGGCGCUGCACGCGGCCUUGGCGUCUCAGAUCUCUCAGUCGCUGCGCGUGGGGGGCGCCCCGUAUGCCUCCAACUCCCUGGAGCGGCUCCGCAUCAUCAAGCGCCUGCGCCGGCGCCUGCAGGACGAGCGCCUCUCCACCGCCGCCGUGGCGCCGCCCUACCACCCCGCCGCCACCGACCUGGCGCUCCGCGUCGCGCAGGACGACUUCAACGCCUACACAUUCUGACAGAUGUAGCUACACGAUAUGCAUGCUUCCACUGCAAUAUGCAAGCUAACCGAGCACACAUACGUUGUAUUCGUUUGAAGUGAAGAUGCAGACUUCUUUUUUUUAUUUUAUUAAUGUAUUGAUGAAAAAUGUUGCCUACUCUGUUUGUGGCUUAAAUUUACUUUUAGUCAAAUGUAGCAUUGGAACUGAGUAAUGUAAAGUUUAAUUUAAGAAUUUGUUGAAGUUAUAUAUAUGUUAAUCUGGAUCCAAGAAAGCCCUCACCACUCACACCACACUCAACUUUUGAACAAGCGGUUGAGCAUUUCUUGUUGAUAUAUUUAAUGUAGCAAUUUAUUUCCUGACAAAAGAUUUUGUAAUCAAUAAAUGAUGGCUAUUUAUUCAUUCUUAUUAUUUUACUCCUCCAUCGUAUCAUACAAAGUACACGACCAAUUUAUUUAGGAGAAUAAGUUCAAUAAUAUUUUAAAAACCACCAGUAUUUAAAAUACCCAUAUAAGAAAAUAGUCAAGUAUGAUAAGUUACCUAAUUUAUUUACACAAUAACAUUGAUGAUGUACAUAUCAAUAAACUAUUUAUUCUUUUUUCUGCUCUAAUUUUCUUCGCCAAACUUUUACUUUGCCACGAAGUUCCCGCAGUCGUUUCAUUUCCUCUUUGAAAUCUUGAUGCUCAUCACGGAAGAGGCCAUACUCGCGCAAUUUUAACAUGAGGGCAUGAGUUUCCACAUGACGUGGAUAGUAAUGUAUGAUCUCCUCGUUAGUAUGUAAUGGCCGUGAAGAAAAUAUCUUAACAACUUUCAUUGAUUUUGAGUUUGUAGGAAUGGCUACCUCUCCAAAAAUUCUAUUGGAUAAUCUUUUCAUACGACGGGCAUAGUUCGUCGAUGCAUUGAUUAACUGAGCAUAUUUGACAUAAUUAGUAGCCAUUUUUCGGCUGCAAAUAAAAAAAAUAUUACAUAUGUACUACCAAAACCAAUAUUUAGAUUUGAAGCAAUUAAAAUAAUAUUGAUUUCACACGAAUCUUUCAUAUGUACUUA